Acipenser ruthenus (sterlet) is the source of this 2732-nucleotide messenger RNA. Its product is annotated as zinc finger CCHC domain-containing protein 17-like. The coding region runs from base 197 to 1021 and encodes 274 amino acids. The transcript is spliced from 8 exons. Gene Ontology annotation, molecular function: RNA binding; zinc ion binding. The record is from RefSeq and is a predicted model, not a curated record. Gene Ontology annotation, biological process: RNA stabilization. Lineage: Eukaryota; Metazoa; Chordata; Actinopteri; Acipenseriformes; Acipenseridae.
AGUGAUUGGCUUCUUAUUUGUCCGCUGUUCUGAUUGGCUACUUUAAGGUCCUUAUUUAAACCAUGAUGGUGGCCAACUGACUGCAGUUUAAAGCACCCCAUGUGAAGUUUAACAAUGCAUUUGUAGCAAUGAAGACCCAGUCUUUGGAGUGAAAGAACAUUUAGCACAGAGACGGGAGAGGAGGGAUUGGAAAGCCAUGGAGCUGCCUGAGCUGUACGCUGUCCUCAAAGGAGAGGUGGCAUCAAUAAUGGAAUAUGGUGUCUUCAUCAAAAUCCCAGGCUGCAGGAAGCAAGGUCUGGUCCACAGAACCCACAUGUCGUCCUGUCGAGUGGAGAACCCCGCGGAGAUUGUGGAUGUUGGAGAGAAGGUGUGGGUGAAGGUGAUCGGCAAGGAGAUGCAGGAUGAGAAAGUGAAGCUGUCUCUCUCCAUGAAGGCCGUUAACCAAGGCACUGGAAAGGAUCUGGACCCCAACAACGUGAUCCUGGAACAGGACGAGAGGAAGAGGAGGGAGUUCCGGGAUUACUCCAAGCAGAGGAUCACCCUGGAGGCCGUGCUCAACACUGUCUGCAAGAAGUGCGGCUGCAAAGGCCACUUUGCGAAGGACUGUUUCUCUCAGCCCGGGGGAAUGAAGUACGGCUUGGUGCCGGAGGAGGAGGAGGAGGAGGAGGGACAGGGGGAGGGGCCUGGGCAGCAGCCCAGCCAAUCGGAGAAAGCCCCAGCCAAGAAACGGAAAAAGGAGAAGAAGAUGAAGAAGCAGAAGCACAAGGAGAAGCGAGGCGCCUCGGACUCGGACAGCUCAGACUCCAGCAGUGCUGAGGACACCAAGAGGAGGCGCUCCUCCUCCUCCAAGAAGCAGAAGCACAAGGAGAAGCGAGGCGCCUCGGACUCGGACAGCUCAGACUCCAGCAGCGCUGAGGACACCAAGAGGAGGCACUCCUCCUCCUCCUCCUCCUCCAAGAAGCAGAAGAAGAAAAAGAAACACAAGAUGCAGAAGCACAAGGGGCACCGGCAUCGGGAUUGAACUUGAGGGAGAGGGGAGAGGGGAGAGGGGAGAGGGGAGAGGAGAGAGGAGAGAGGAGAGAGGAGAGAGGAGGAGGGGGGAGAGGGGCUGCCUCGCGAUUGAUUCUGUGAAACCAAACCUGACACCCCCCUCAUGUCUUUAACGGGACAGGACUGGUCUUUAUUUAAAAAGAGGCCAGACGUGAACUUAUUAAGAUUUAGAAUUAAACCUGAUAAUAGCUUUUAUCAGACUACAGUUGUUGUUUUUUUAUUUUUAUUACAAAAUAUAUAUAUUGAUGAAGGGUUACUGAAUGUGAAAUGCUGAUUGGGUAGUAAUGGAGUCAUGUGUGUUUGUUGUGUUAGACAGACUGAUCAUUUACUGAUUGUGGGGUAUCAUUUAAAAUAGGUCAUUCUUUUUUUGUGUUGCCCAGUGGAAGGCAGGGGGUUGUGGGUCUGGAGGUGUGAACUUUGGGUGCACAAGAUGCCAGCAUCAGCACAAACAGGUCUUCAUGUAAAGGGUACUCUUGAGAUGGUGCAGCUUGAACAUUUUACACCAGGAGCAAACACAAGGGUAAUACAGUUCUGUGGACAGGGACAUCCAAAAAUGAAAUAUUUUCCGUGGAAGUGGUUUUACCUUUGAUGGAACAACCGUAGGGGCUAUAUUGUCACAUUCUUAUUUUUCAACAUAGUUUUUGGGGUCCUGGGAAACAGGUUAGUGACAUCACAGCUAGGAGUCCUGUAGCAGUGCGGCUUCGUGUAUACAACAGAUUUGGCUUGAAGUUGAAGGCAUGGAAACACUUUAGGGGCUUGCUGGAAUUGAACUGAAUAUGAUCUUUAAUAUUUCACAUUAGCAUUAGUGACAUAUUAACAGCUGCACACUUUGCCCCACAAUAAUGACGCUAUUGCCCAUGAAUAACAGUAUCAUUUUCUCAUGAAACCUUUCAUGCUGGAAGCACGUCUGCAGAUACAGACCUUUCUUUUCAAACAUGAUAUGCAUAUAUAUAUAUAUAUAUAUAUAUAUAUAUAUAUAAAAUAUAUGCAUAGCCCCAGUGCCAUUGAAGGAAUAUGCAAGAGAGCGAAGGGCUUUGCCGUGCACCCCUCAUUGUGUGGUGUAGGUUGGAUAGGUGUCCCUAAAAAACACCCCAUUCUACUAGAGUUUGUGUGCUGGAGAAACCCCCCACUGGUCUUUUGGCAGGAGCUCCAGUGGCUUGUCCAUCUGCCAGAUCUAGGGGUACAUACUGGCCGUGGGGUUAGGCCAGUUAUCCAGGAGAGUGAGGCGGUUUCCUGAAUUCCACCCAGAGCUCUGGGGCACGUGUGAUUAGAGGACAGUUUCCAUUGAUGUUUCCCCCACAAAGCAUGUUCAAAUCAUAGCCGGGACAGUCACCAAUCCCCCAUGCGAUACCCACUCAGCAGGAAAAACACGUAUUGAUAUUUGACUAUUCAGACAGACGCUGCUUCCAAUGCAUUUGCAAGAAUCAUUUGUUCAUAACAGAAUUGAAAACACAAAUGCAUGGGUCUCAAAUAACACACAGCCUCCUGUACAGAGUCUCACAGGUCACAUGAUUGCAUAACUGGUUUAGUUAAUUGAAACAGUAGAAAUUAGACUUCAGUUAAACACAAAAAAGUCUGCACAAAAAUGACUUUUAUACCUAAACUAAAUGAAAAGGCAAGACAUGUUUGUAGAUAGAAUGUAAUGAAAUAAGGGGAAUAAAAAAAAAAAAAAAAAAACCCCC